Molecule: messenger RNA, 1026 nt
Organism: Dalotia coriaria
Lineage: Eukaryota; Metazoa; Arthropoda; Insecta; Coleoptera; Staphylinidae
Product: E3 ubiquitin-protein ligase siah-1-like
Exons: 3
Coding region: 48-881 (277 amino acids)
Biological process (GO): multicellular organism development; proteasome-mediated ubiquitin-dependent protein catabolic process
Cellular component (GO): cytoplasm
Molecular function (GO): zinc ion binding; ubiquitin conjugating enzyme binding; ubiquitin protein ligase activity
Source: RefSeq, a predicted model, not a curated record
AGAGUCAGUUGCGUGUUGAACACCAAACUAGAAACACAUUGGACAACAUGGCAGUAGCAAAUAAAAAAAGAAACACGUGGUCGCCGCUUCUACGGGCAAUCGAAUGUCCAGCCUGUUUAGAGUUGUUGACUGGUAAUAUUCAAAUCUGUCGCAAUGGACAUAGUCUGUGCAGUAAAUGUCGAAAUGCUGUGCAAUUUUGUCCCUUGUGCCGAGGCCUCUUCACCAAAAUGCGCAACUAUACUCUGGAAGCACUAGUGGCGCUGUUUGAGUAUCCAUGCAAGUAUGCGGAGGAAGGAUGCGAGACCUACUUAAAGAAGGCAGAAAUAGCUGAUCACCAACGGAAUUGUGUUUAUAGGACGUAUCGCUGUAUGAUCUUGAAAAACGAUGGUGGAAAAUGCAACUGGAUAGGUUUAACGAAAGACAUGCACGAGCACGCGUUAAGUGUGCAUCCUGAACGCGCAUGGAUGCAAGAAGACAAUUUAGACAGAUGGAAACCAGGUACCGAUGCUGAUGAUGAGGUGAAUCUGGUCGCUGCAUUUGAUAAUCUAUUUUAUCUCACACGACUGGUUCACAAUGAAGUUAUGUACUGGUGUCUUAAUUUAAUUGGACCUGAAGAUGACGCAAAAUUUUAUUCAUUGCAAAUGGAAUUUUUGACCAGACCAAACUCGCCGAGAUCCAUUGCUUGGUCUGAUAUAUGCCAGACAAUAGAUACUUCACCCAUGAGUUUGAUUUCAAAAGGACUGUCUUUUGGAUUACCGAAAACGGUUAUACGAACAUUCAAGUACGAAGCAAACGGUGUUUGGUUUAAGGUGCAAAUUGUGAAGUCGAAUCAACUUCAGGAAACACUCGUUAGUACCUCAAUUAAUCACAGUGAAGACUAAAUUAGUGACUAUUUACUUGAUUUUAAAAAUAAUCUUAAGUUAUUAUUAAUACGUGAUAUAAUCACUUUUUAUAACCAUGAAUCAAUUCAAUAUGUAAGUUUAUUUUAAAUUAAACGAAAUAUUUAUGACUUUUUGCAAACUAAAA